AAGUGCGUCGUGCGCAGCGGCAGCGUUUUUCAAUCGAUUCCGUUUUCCGAGUUUCAUUUCCAAUACGUUUUCAUCUCUAGGCGAGCGUGUGUGCGUGCGUGUGUAUCUGUGACUGCAUCUAUGUGUGCAUUGUGUGUAUAUUCAAGUGCUGCAUAGUGUAGGCAGCAGGAACAUGCUGCAGUUGACAUAAAAUACUGAGCAAUAAGACGGAAAUAAGAAUCACACUAAACACUAAACUCUGAACUCUAAUCAGCAUGGAAAAUCCCAAUUUCAGCAGCGAGGCAGCACCAGCAGCAGCAGCACCCUCGGAAGGCGCCAGGAAUACCACCUCACCAGCGGCGCCGGGCGAGGAAUGCGGCUGCGUGCGCCUGGGUAAAUGCAAAUGGUUCAAUGUGGCCAAGGGCUGGGGCUUCCUUACGCCCAACGAUGGCGGCCAGGAGGUCUUUGUGCAUCAGAGCGUCAUACAAAUGUCCGGCUUUCGUUCGCUGGGCGAGCAGGAGGAGGUGGAGUUUGAGUGCCAGCGCACAGCGCGCGGCCUGGAGGCGACACGUGUUUCGGGACGGCAGGGCGAUGAUUGUCACGGCAGCACCUAUCGGCCACGCAUCAAUAAGAAAACUCGCCGCAUGCGCUGCUACAAUUGCGGCGAAUUCGCCAAUCACAUUGCCUCGGAGUGCGCGAUAGGGCCGCAGCCGAAGCGCUGCCAUCGCUGCCGCAGCGAGGACCAUCUGCAUGCCGAUUGCCCGCAACGCAACACCUCUGUGACACGAACCAGCAGGCGAAGCAAAAGCGUUGCCAACGACCAGCAGCCUGAAGCUGCUGUCGAGCCAACUCCCUAGCGCCAGCGACACGGGGUCACAUUUGAAGUUCAAAACUUGUAAAAAACAGAGCAACAACACCUAGCAAACGAAACGUACAAAACGCAUGAAAUCAAAGAAAUACCUCACGUACAGCCAACAACUGCGCACAAGUGCAGUCAUUGUGGCAUGCAAAACUAGACUUAAGGCGACGAGUGCAGAUGCAAAGGCAUUCUAACUAUAAUAUUUAGAGCUUAACUUUACCAGGUAGCAUGCUAAAGAAUACACUAAAGGCCAUUUAAUGAUUAGUUCCAAGCGUAAACUUUUAGAUUUGUAGCAUUUUAGAGCGCUUAAAGUCUGGAAG
Molecule: messenger RNA, 1158 nt
Organism: Drosophila arizonae
Lineage: Eukaryota; Metazoa; Arthropoda; Insecta; Diptera; Drosophilidae
Gene: lin-28
Product: protein lin-28 homolog
Biological process (GO): pre-miRNA processing
Cellular component (GO): cytoplasm; nucleus
Molecular function (GO): mRNA binding; zinc ion binding
Source: RefSeq, a predicted model, not a curated record